CUUUUUAACACAUAAAGUAUAAUGGUCAUUGAGGUCCGUUGAAUAGCUUUCACUGGAAUGAACAUAAUGAAAUCACAGAUCCAAUGCAUUUUGCUCCUCUCUUUACUGCUGAUGUCCACAGUACAAUGCGAUCAGCAGAAGACACAAGUAUACACAUCCUGCAGCCAGCUCUCGGCCAUUGGGACAUUACGAACUUCCGUUCCAGAAUCUAAUUCCUUGCAGGAAAUUGAAAGCAACAAACAACGCUAUGAUGUAGAUCUGGGAAUAACUACCAAUAACGACCUGACAUUCACGCACAUUAACCCGUACUUCAACCUGACCAGGGCACCACGGACAGAUGGACAAACAGGAAGCACGUGGCACCUACAGGUGGUCCGUCCACUGGACAGAGAGGGUGCUACCCCACUGGAAAAUAAGAAUGUGAUUGAAUACACUCUGAAAUGUACCGCAAACCAUAUCACGGUCUACUUUCUAUUGUUGAGAGUCAAUGUUGCUGACGUCAACGACUGCAGCCCUGUUUUCAUCAACGUGCCAUACAGUUUCAGCAUCAACGAGCUCACCCCGAUUGGCACAACCGUUUUCUCCGCAAUAACUGCCACAGACCGUGACAUGGGUGACAAUGGACGGAUCACGUACCACAUAAGACCUGGAUCGAAUAGCGGGGCCGACCUGUUCUCGCUACCUGACCCCAACGUUGGAGUGGUUACCCUCAAGUCCACGCUUGACUUUACCAAACACGACCAUGUUGUCUUGGAGGUCGAAGCACGGGACAACCCUUCGACUGGCUAUUCUCAUUACGCCUACACAGCGAUCAACGUCAAUAUCGUGGACGGGGACGACCAAGGCCCUCAGUUUAUCUACCCAUCCUGCAUCAAAGAGGAUGGGAUAUGCUUCAACCCAAGUUACACCGCUACCAUUACUGCCGGCGUCACUCAUGGCGAGCUGCACGUGCUGCCAGAUCCUGUCGACACUGACAACCCGCACAACCCAGUCGUGAUCUCGGCCAGGGACAGGGACACGUUAAACAUGCCACUCACCUUCUCGAUCGUACAGACCGAACCCGAGGGGUACGCCAGCUACUUCAGCAUCGCCACAAGGAAGGCAGCUGGGGCAACAUACACUGGCAUCCUACACAUGACGUCCCCCCUCCCAGCCCCUGCUAACAUGACACAGCUGAGGGUCCUGAUCAAGGCAACGGAAACCUCUGAAAAGCGGCACUACGAGCGAGCCAUCGUCUAUAUCAACGUUAAACCCUCUUCGCCUCUGAUUGGGUGACCACAACAUUAAGCACCAGUAGAGAUGGGGGAUUCAUUUCCUGUGACUUGUUUUCUCGGAGAGUCCCGUUGCUCGCAUGAACUGUGAUAAUUUGCCUCAUGUGCUGUGAAUGGAACAAUCAAAACCACAACCGUUUGUUUUCGGUAAACAUUUAAUCACAUAUCUUCUCAACUGUAUUUGAUGAGUCACGCAGCUGAAAUCUAUACAUAGUGUAUGUACAUCAAAUCGAAAUAAAAUACACACGUAAAAUUAAAAAAAUAUAAAAUAGCAAAAUAUAUCAGAUUUGAGCAAUUUCAUUUGUCAAUAAUUGUCUAUGUCAAUAUACCAGUAUAAGAGACAUGAUUGACAGCAAUAAAGUUGGUGAACGAUAACCUUUCCACUUCAUUCUUGAGAUGAAACAAGA
Messenger RNA from Haliotis rufescens (red abalone), 1678 nucleotides. RefSeq names its product protocadherin gamma-A4-like. Gene Ontology annotation, biological process: homophilic cell-cell adhesion. Lineage: Eukaryota; Metazoa; Mollusca; Gastropoda; Lepetellida; Haliotidae. The coding region runs from base 58 to 1275 and encodes 405 amino acids. Gene Ontology annotation, cellular component: membrane. The transcript is spliced from 11 exons. The record is from RefSeq and is a predicted model, not a curated record. Gene Ontology annotation, molecular function: calcium ion binding.